This is a messenger RNA of Trematosphaeria pertusa, 885 nucleotides long. RefSeq lists its product as uncharacterized. The record is from RefSeq and is a predicted model, not a curated record. Bases 1 to 885 code for a protein of 294 amino acids. NCBI's taxonomy places the organism in Eukaryota, Fungi, Ascomycota, Dothideomycetes, Pleosporales, Trematosphaeriaceae. The transcript is spliced from 2 exons.
AUGUUGACUCUAUCUAAUGCCGGGUGCCGGCAGGGCGCGCAGACUAUUAACGAGGGCGAUGACUGGAUAGGAAAGAAAGACCCCAAAGAACGACGUCGCAUCCAGAACCGGCUGAAUCAGAGAGCAGCCCGUCAGCGGAAGAAUCCUGAGAAGUGGACGCCUUUACGCGGCAGGUUGGGCGAUAUCGCUCAGGGACAUCAGACACUGCAGACUCCUCGAUUUCCCCUAGAACAUGCGGAUGAGGGCCCAGCUUCCGACUGCAAUCCCCACCAAGGGGCUCCUGUCGGAGUUUUUCCCGAUCAAUCGGCCCGUGGGACGGAUCGUCUUUCUUCUACGGACGUACUUCUCGCCUUCUCCGCCGACCGUCUUCUAACACUUGUUCACUUCAACGUGUUUCGAGGUCUCCUGACUAACAUGCUUCUGCUCCGCCUCCCUAAUCUCUUCUCCUGCGAAGUCGCUACGAAAGAGCCACUCCUAAUCUCCGCCCUCCCGUUACCGUCGUUGCUUCCGCCAGCGCUCUACCCGACACCUCUACAGCAACGCAUUCCACAUCACCCUUGGAUCGACCUGUUCCCGGUUUCCAAAGUACGUGAUACCCUUAUACAGGCCACUGGCUCAUUCGACUCCUGCGAGCUUUGCAUCGACGUUCUCGGAAACAUGGUUGAGAAGAACUUCGACAGGAGCGAAGCGAUGAUGGCCUACGAUACAUAUGAGGGAACAGACAGGAGUAUGAUCGUUUGGGGUGACCCAUGGAACAUCGCUUCUUGGGAGGCCUCUGAAGGUUUUCUUCUCAAGUGGGGCUGGAUGUUCCAGGGCUGUAGGGAAGCAAUAUUGCACCCAACAAAUCACUGGCGGAGUCUCAGAGGUGAAGAGCCUUUGAUGUGA